GAGUCUGCUGCCCUGCCCCGGCUCGCAGGCCUGAGGCUCUGCGCCCACCUCGCGCCGCUGGUGCCCCGUUCCUCCCUAUGGUGUAGCUGGGGGCGUCCYCGAGAAGAGAGAAGAUGAUGAGUGAUGCAAGUGACAUGCUGGCGGCCGCUCUGGAGCAGAUGGACGGCAUCAUAGCAGGAUCCAAGGCGCUGGAAUACUCCAACGGGAUAUUCGACUGCCAGUCGCCCACGUCGCCCUUCAUGGGGGGCCUGCGAGCGCUGCACCUGGUCGAGGACCUGCGGGGGCUGCUGGAGAUGAUGGAGGCGGAUGAACGAGAGGGGCUGCGCUGCCAGGUCCCCGACUCCACGGCGGAGGCUCUCAUCGAGUGGCUCCAGUGUCAAAUGACUAAUGGACACAUAUCUGCUAAUGGAGACGUGUAUCAAGAAAGGCUGGCACGUUUGGAAAAUGAUAAGGAAUCUCUUGUUCUGCAAGUGAGUGUGCUUACAGACCAGGUAGAGGCCCAAGGAGAGAAGAUUCGGGAUUUGGAGUUCUGUCUGGAGGAGCACAGGGAGAAGCUGAAUGCCACGGAGGAGAUGCUGCAGCAGGAGCUUUUGAGCAGAACGUCUCUUGAAACUCAGAAGCUGGAUCUUAUGGCAGAGAUUUCCAAUCUGAAGUUAAAGCUUACUUCUGUAGAGAAGGACAGAUUGGACUAUGAGGAUAGAUUCAGGGACACAGAGGAUUUGAUCCAGGAGAUAAAUGAGCUGCGAUUAAGGGUGGGAGAAAUGGACAACGAAAGGCUCCAGUAUGAGAAAAAACUCAAAACUACCAAAUCUCUAAUGGCCAAACUUUCUAGCAUGAAAAUCAAAGUGGGUCAGAUGCAGUAUGAAAAGCAGCGGAUGGAGCAAAAAUGCCAGAUGCUAAAGGAUGAACUGGCAGCCUUGAAAGAGAAGCUGGAGCAGAAGGAAGCCGAGGUAAAAAGGUUGCAAGAAAAGUUGGUCUGCAGAAUGAAAGGAGAAGGGAUUGAGAUACUGGACAGAGAUGAAAAUUGUAAAAAGAAGCUCAAAGAUAAAAACAUAGAGGUACAGAAAAUGAAGAAGGCGGUUGAAUCUCUAAUGGCAGCAAAUGAAGAGAAGGAUCGGAAGAUAGAAGAGCUCCGGCARUCUCUGAAUCGGUACAAAAAAGUUCAAGACAUGGUGAUACUGGCUCAAGGUAAAAAAGGCAAGGAAAGCGAUAGYGAGGAGUUCCUGAAUUCAGGAUCUGUUUUAUUGGACACACCGAGUCUCACUGAUCCAGAGAAAAGUCCAUCCCCAACCCCAGCAACGGUGUCUCCAAGCCAUGAUGAGUUUAACAUGAAUCUUCACGAAGAGAAUUCCUUACAGAUCCACACCAGUAUUUUACAGGUUUCAAUCCCUUCUUUUUCACCAACGUCUAAGAGCCCAGAAACUGUUGCAGAGAAAGUAAAAGCACAGCCUAGACCAGAAGCUGCAAAUGAAAUGAGCGAAUUGAGAUCAACUGGUUCCUCGCCUGAAACUCAUUUGAGUGACAGCCCAGUGAGCUCCUCCCUGCACAAGUCCAGCAGCCUCAGCAGCCUGAAGAAGGAGGCGUCGGAAGYGGAGAAGGACCCGGCGCAGAAGCCGGCGGAGCAGGUCAAACCUCCUGUGGAAGGGAGCAGAUCUGGGACCUUGCCUCCAAAGUCCCCUUCUCAUGGUGGCACAGGAGAUGAGGACAGCUUUGGUACCCGCAAGGCCAGGUCUUCCUUUGGGAGAGGCUUUUUCAAGAUAAAGAAUAACAAGAGGACGGCGAGCACGCCCAACCUGGAUCGCAGUCGGAGCGCGAGCGCGCCUACGCUAGCUGAAACGGAGAAGGGAUCUGCAGAUCACUUGGAUCUGGCUGGUUUGCCCCCUCGACCGAAGGAAACCGAGAGCUUGCAGAUGACGCCACCUUCUCCGGAUUCCAGGAAAAAGGCCAGGGGAAUCAAGAAGUUAUUUGGAAAGCUUAAAAGGAGUCAGUCCACCACCUUCAACCCGGACGACAUGUCCGAGACGGAGUUCAAACGAGGAGGAACGAGAGCGACUGCGGGGCCCCGGCUGGGCUGGUCGCGAGACCUGGGGCAGGCCCACAAUGAGCUGGACAUGCCAUUCGCCAAGUGGACAAAGGAGCAGGUUUGCAACUGGCUCCAGGACCAAGGGUUAGGCUCUUACAUGAGCAAUGGCAAACACUGGAUACUGUCUGGGCAAACGCUUCUGCAGGCUUCUCAGCAGGACCUGGAGAAGGAGCUUGGGAUAAAGCACCCGUUGCACCGGAAGAAGCUUCAGCUUGCCCUACAGGCGCUGGGCUCCGAAGAGGAAAACAACCAUGGGAAGCUGGAUUACCACUGGGUCACCAGGUGGCUGGACGACAUUGGACUGCCCCAGUACAAGACCCAGUUUGACGAGGGGAAGGUGGACGGCCGAAUGCUCCACUACAUGAGCGUGGACGACUUGCUGUCCUUGAAAGUUGUCAGCGUCCUGCACCAUCUCAGCAUCAAAAGAGCCAUUCAGGUGCUGCGGAUAAAUAACUUUGAACCCAACUGUCUGCGCCGGAGGCCGUCUGAUGAGAACAACGUCAGCCCGCUGGAGGUGACGCAGUGGACCAACCACCGCGUCAUGGAGUGGCUGCGCUCCGUGGACCUCGCCGAGUACGCGCCCAACCUGCGCGGCAGCGGCGUGCAUGGCGGCCUCAUGGUCUUAGAGCCUCGUUUCAACGUGGAAACCAUGGCCCAGCUGCUGAACAUCCCGCCAAACAAGACGCUGCUGCGGCGGCACUUGGCGACCCAUUUCAACCUCCUUAUCGGCCAGGAGGCCCAGCAGCAGAAACGCGAGGCCAUGGAGUCCCCAGACUACGUCCUCCUGACAGCAACUGCCAAAGUGAAGCCAAAGAAACUUGCCUUCAGCAAUUUUGGGAGUUUGAGGAAGAAGAAGCAGGAUGAUGUGGAAGAGUAUGUGUGUCCUAUGGAGCUGGGACGGGCAUCUGGAGGUGUGUCAAAGAAAGGUUUUAAGCCUGGCCUGGAUAUCCGAGUGUAUGACGAUGACGAUUUGGACAGGCUGGAGCAGAUGGAAGAUUCGGAAGGGACCGUGAGGCAAAUAGGAGCAUUUUCUGAAGGCAUCAACAACUUGACACACAUGCUGAAAGAAGACGAAAUGUUUAAAGACUUUGCGACUCGCUCGCCGAGCACCAGUAUAACAGACGAGGACUCCAACGUGUGACAGCAGCGGGCGGGCGCUGCCCAAGGCUCCCGUUCCUCCGCGCGAGAAGCGUGUCGUCGUCGUCGUCGCUCUGCGUCGCGGGCCGCACACGCCGCCCGCGGCGCCGCUCCUGCUUCUGCUUGUUAGAAGUGCUGCUGGGGGGUCGAGAACUGCAAAUGAGAACGAUCGGUAAAAAAGGUGCCUACUUCGAAGUUGCCAUAAGAAACACCCAGACACUGGUGAAUGCUAACUGUUUUUACUCUAUUUAAUGUACAAACUGAUGGUAUGUUGCAGAGUGUUGCAUUUAAAUCUGCGUGUUAUCACAGUGCUCCUUUUGCUUACUCAUUCCCUGAGGUAUCCCUUUAUACUGGGCUAAGGUAACACGAGAUGUUAGGUAGAAAAUAUUGCAUCUGUAGAGGUCGUGCAUCAGCUUUCUCUAGGGUCUCGGCUGAGAAAAGAUGUCACUGUUGUCCUUUUCAAAUGGAUUUGUCCAGCACAAAUACCAGCUCUGCCUUUCCCACAGUACCCAACAUAGGAUUUUAGUUAUUCGUGCCCUGCAUAAUCUCCCAGGUAACUCUUAACUCUUGCUAUUAUUUUUGUACUGUUUUAUAAAAAAAAGAAAAAGAAGAAAGUAUAUAAAGUACAUAUAAAAGCAGAAAUUUAAAUUUUGUGACAUAGAGUGAUGGAAAGUUUGAGGUGUGGGGGAAGGGGAAAGAGUUGUAAAAAAGAUUUAUCCCAGUUUGCAUGCCAGCUGGUUACUGGAAAGGGCAGGCUGACCUUACAGACUCUUUGCUUUCUUGCCUUUUUGCAAAACGCACAGUUAAUGAUCUUCCAUUUGGGGUGAAGCCGUUCCAAAGCGUAUUUCCUCUUGCAGUGACUCUUGCAGGAGCUGCAGAUUUCAAAUCAUCCUCCUCCUUGCUUCCAGCAGC
Molecule: messenger RNA, 4132 nt
Organism: Nothoprocta perdicaria
Lineage: Eukaryota; Metazoa; Chordata; Aves; Tinamiformes; Tinamidae
Gene: PPFIBP1
Product: PPFIA binding protein 1
Exons: 30
Coding region: 114-3224 (1036 amino acids)
Biological process (GO): neuromuscular junction development
Cellular component (GO): presynaptic active zone
Molecular function (GO): protein binding
Source: RefSeq, a predicted model, not a curated record